This is a messenger RNA of Bradysia coprophila, 1572 nucleotides long. Its product is annotated as pickpocket protein 28-like. Gene Ontology annotation, cellular component: plasma membrane. Gene Ontology annotation, biological process: sodium ion transmembrane transport. The record is from RefSeq and is a predicted model, not a curated record. Gene Ontology annotation, molecular function: ligand-gated sodium channel activity. Lineage: Eukaryota; Metazoa; Arthropoda; Insecta; Diptera; Sciaridae.
AUGCUUAAGCCAAAUUUUUUGUGGGUGCUGGUACAUAUUGCAGGAGCAGGUGGAAUUGUGUUCGUACUUGUACACGCUUAUCAUAUGUAUUCGACUAAUCCUAUGGUUACCACUUUGUACGAUACGUUGUAUCCAAUUAAUGAAGUUCCAUUCCCUGGUGUAGCUAUUUGUAACAACAAUCGAAUAUCUUACAAUGCAGCGGUUACAUUGUCUAAACAGCUAACCGACAAAUAUAAAAGCCGUUUCAAUGCAACGUAUUUUUUGGAAAAUGUCAAGUUACUUGGAAAAUUGUAUGACAGCGAAGCGGUAGUCGAGUCAGAGGCAAUAGCAUUUCAAACCUAUCUGGAUAUGUUCGAAUCAAACGACACGUUAAACCUUAGCAAUAUAACGACCCUCAUGAAAAAGCUUUCACCUGAAUGUUCGGAUAUGCUUUUACGAUGUAUCUGGAGAGGAGUGGAACUGCCCUGCAUGAUAAAGAAAAGUAUGAACGAGUUUCGCUUAACCCAGUACGGAUAUUGUUGUACGUUUAAUUAUGUACGCUAUGAUUACGGCCAAGCGCUGAAAGGAGAUUCAUAUUUUAUUGAAGAAACGGGACCUGAUUCGGGACUAAUUUUGCUUGUAGAUGGUUCAGUGCAUGAUUACCAUUACCCGCUUUUCAGUUUUAAAGGUUUCAUUGUAAGAAUGUGUGCGUUGAAAGCCCGAGUGCAUAUUAAUAAACAGGAUGUUUAUAAAAUAAUAUCUUCUAAUUUCACAAAGAAAUCAUUUUUCGUUCAAAUAUUCAAUCCACUUGAAUAUCCUGAUGUGCCCUCCGGCGGUGUGUCUGAAAAGUUGGUUGAGGUCGGAACGGAAGCUUUUAUACGAAUUGAUUCUAUAACAUUUAUAACCAAUGAUGAGUCACGGAGAUUUGCACCGGAAACGAGAUCUUGCUUAUUUUCAAAUGAACGGCCAGAAACAUUCGGACAGAACUAUAAAAGAAGCGAUUGUGUCGUUGGCUGUCGUAUAGCCAGCAUUCACUCACUGUGUAAUUGCGUUCCAUUUUUUGUGCCGGUGAUUGAAAAGAAAAAUGAUUUUUCGAACUUGCAACUGGCACAUAAAUGCACGUUACAGCACUCGUCCUGCUUGACACACUACAGAGCAAAGUGGGCAACUUUCCUGUUAACUUUGGAAAAAUUUCCCGGUUUGGAGAAAGACAUCGAAGACGGUUUAUACUGUCCACAAUGUUUGGCCACUUGUUCCGAAACCAUAUACAAUGUUAAAUCAACUGCGCUUCCAUUACUCGUCCCACCGAAAAACAGCAAUACAAUUUUACGCAACAUUGUCAAUGUAUCAGACGUUGCAGUGAUACGAAUCUAUCAUGGUCAACCGGAAACAUGGCUGUAUAAACAGGCGCCAGCGGUCCAAUGGUUCGAAAUCAUAAGUAAUCUUGGCGGCAUUUGCGGUGUUAUAACAGGCUUUUCUUUGAUAAGUUUGGUGGAAAUAAUGUAUUUUAUAGUGAGGAGAAUCGUAAUCGAGGUAUCUAAUUGGUAUACAAAAUCAACGAGGCGUGAUGAAACAUUGAAAAUUAUGCCGUAG